This is a messenger RNA of Nematocida minor, 450 nucleotides long. RefSeq lists its product as uncharacterized. The transcript has a single exon. Bases 1 to 450 code for a protein of 149 amino acids. Lineage: Eukaryota; Fungi; Microsporidia. The record is from RefSeq and is a predicted model, not a curated record.
AUGAUACAUAAUCAGCACCACCACUAUCACCACAUGUUUUUAAACCAAAUACCAAUGGUAAGAAGAGAAGUCAUCAGCACACCUGUUCGCACCACAGUUAUAGAAAGAGGGAGUAUGCCAAUUGCUUCAGUGGUAUUUAAAACAGAAGAUCUAGCAGCGGCAGUAUGUGCAGUGUUAUUACUUGGAGGAUUAGUACUUCUAUUAAACUAUUUGAAGCAUUUAUACGAUACUAAAUACAAUAUACCAAGAACGUUUAGUCAGAGCUCUGGAUCUACAAACCCAAGAGGGAACCAAGAUGCUCCUCCUGCUUAUACAGAGUUUGAUUUAAAUAACGAUCAGCAAGCAUCAGCUAUACCCGAGAAGGACAAUUUAUUUUAUGAACCAACAGCACCAACAGAAACAAUAGAAAUAAUAGAAACAAUAGAGCCAACAGCACCCUAUGAUGUUUAG